Molecule: messenger RNA, 1569 nt
Organism: Aspergillus candidus
Lineage: Eukaryota; Fungi; Ascomycota; Eurotiomycetes; Eurotiales; Aspergillaceae
Product: cytochrome P450
Exons: 3
Coding region: 1-1569 (522 amino acids)
Molecular function (GO): oxidoreductase activity, acting on paired donors, with incorporation or reduction of molecular oxygen; monooxygenase activity; iron ion binding
Source: RefSeq, a predicted model, not a curated record
AUGCAGAUAUCUGGGUACUGUGUGUACCAAAUCUAUUUCCAUCCUCUGAGCAAAUACCCAGGACCUCUAAGUUCCAAGCUCACCUCCUUCCGGGCGGCCUACCAUGCAUGGACGGAAGACCAACACCUGGAUAUAUGGAGAUGUCAUCAGAAAUAUGGUCCCAUAGUUCGGUACCGGCCUGAUUACAUUUCAUUCAACACGGUAGAUGCAUACAAAGAUAUCUACUCCGGUGACACGACCACCAAGCCCCGAGUCUACGAGCACCUGCAACGCCAGCACGCAAGUAUUCUCACACUGCGCGACAACAAGGCGCAUAGCAUUCGACGGAGACUGCUGGGUCAUGGAUUAAGCUCCACGGCGGUGACAGACAUGGAGCCUCGAAUGCUGCGCCAUGUGCGCAAUUUCUGCCAUGCAUUAGGCGCGGGGCUUGAUACCACGCAGGGUGAAAAGGGUGCGUGGGGAAGUCCGUUGGAAAUGGCCGACUGGUGCAGCUAUCUUACGUUCGACAUCAUGGUGGAUAUUGUCUUCGGGGUCAGCGGCGACCUGCUCGUUGACCCUUCGCAACGGUCUAUAGUGGAGGAUAUCGGCAUCUCCAGUAAAAGAGCUUUUGUGCUGAUCAAUGCACCGUUGUUGUAUCUGGGACGCAUGGACAGGAAGCUGUUCCCUGGCUCGGUGAGCAGUCGGAGGAGGUUCUUGCGGCUUGUUGAUGAGCUGGUGGCUAGAAGCACGUCGCUUUCGGCGGAGGAGAAAUCUCGCGCUGUCGUUCAUAGACUGCUGGCCGGGAGGGAUGCAGAGGCGAAUGGUGGGAAUCCGGAUAUUCAAUCGCUCGUCUCUGAUGCUACUACUCUGACUGUUGCCGGUAUGUUUGAUCAUCACUUGUCAAGGAACCUAGCACUGAUCAAUCACACUACAACAGGAUUCGACACAACCGCACCAGCCCUAAGCGCCACAUUCUUCUACCUAAGCCGAUCCCCAUCCGUCUACAACCGCCUCGUAACCGAGAUCCGCCAGCGAUUCUCCUCAUCCGACGAGAUCAAACAAGGCGAGCCGCUAAACAACUGUACCUACCUGCGCGCCUGCAUCGACGAGACACUGCGAAUAACACCACCCGUCGCCACUGCCCUCUUCCGGGAGGUCCUCCCCGGCGGCGAGCUGAUCGACGGACACCACGUCCCUGCGGGAUACCACGCCGGCACAAGCGCAUACAGCGUCCACCAUCGAGCUGACUAUUUUCACCUGCCGAACGAGUACAUCCCCGAGCGCUGGCUGAACCCGUCGGAGACGAGGGGUGGGGUGCAUAAUCCGGCGGCGUAUAUUCCGUUUCUGCGGGGCCCGCGGUCGUGUUUGGGCCGGUCGUUGGCUUAUUGGGAGUUGCUUGUUACGGUGGCGAUGGUAUUGUGGGAGUUUGACUUGAGGGCUGUGGAUGGGUCGGAGGCGGGUGUUGGGGGUGGAGAUUCGAUGUUGGGUAUGCCUGGGAGAAAUAAUCCUGGGGAGUAUCAGCUUUUUGAUCGGGGGACUUGUGGGAGGGUUGGGCCAGUUGUGCAGUUUAGACGGCGGGAUAUAGUGUAG